Messenger RNA from Oncorhynchus nerka (sockeye salmon), 618 nucleotides. RefSeq names its product NADH:ubiquinone oxidoreductase subunit A3 (gene ndufa3). The transcript is spliced from 4 exons. Gene Ontology annotation, cellular component: mitochondrial inner membrane. Bases 1 to 375 code for a protein of 124 amino acids. The record is from RefSeq and is a predicted model, not a curated record. NCBI's taxonomy places the organism in Eukaryota, Metazoa, Chordata, Actinopteri, Salmoniformes, Salmonidae.
AUGCAUCACCGCAGAUUUCACGCUGUCAAACAACCUUUUUGUGUUGUUGCAACUGGCGCAAUAAUUAUACGACAUUAUGUAGACUACAGUUCCCAUGUUCCCCAGCCCGGCAAUACUACAAACAGCAACAUGGCAGGUGGCUUUCUGAAGAAUGCAUGGAAUAAGGAGCCAGUGGUAUUGGCCGCCUGUGCAAUUGGACUUCUCGCCGUUACUGUUCCAUUAGUGAGUCCCUUAACGAAGUACUCGGGCAUGAUGAAUGCAGCUGUGCCAUACAACUACCCAGUCCCUGUGCGAAACAAUGGCAAGAUGGAUGAUGUCCCCAGCCACCCUUGUGACCCUAAAGGACCAAACCUGGACUGGAUUAAAAGCCUGUAACCGUCCACAUUCUCUUCCCUGUACAGACCACAGCCCGUUGUUCCUGUCUCUCUGUGUCUGCUUCUCAGUAGAUGGCCCUCAAUAAAGAGGAUCUAUUUAAUACCACCAACUUUGCUCUUGGAUUCUGUUGGUAUGUUUGAUGUCAAUAUGAUUUGGCCAUUUUAUGAAUAUUGUAGAAUGUGUAUUGUAUCUUGAAACACAACACAUAUUUUCUUUUAAAUAAAAUGACUUAUUCAAAAGCUA